Molecule: messenger RNA, 1888 nt
Organism: Hippocampus zosterae (dwarf seahorse)
Lineage: Eukaryota; Metazoa; Chordata; Actinopteri; Syngnathiformes; Syngnathidae
Gene: siae
Product: sialic acid acetylesterase
Exons: 10
Coding region: 99-1697 (532 amino acids)
Biological process (GO): carbohydrate metabolic process
Molecular function (GO): sialate O-acetylesterase activity
Source: RefSeq, a predicted model, not a curated record
GUGUAAAUCAUCGUUUGUCUGUCGAGAUUGCUUUUAGCGCAUGUCAUCGUUUUCCAUUGUGGACCGUCAAAAGAAGUUGGGACGAAUCAUGAACAAGAAUGUCGAGAUAUUUUCCUAAACUCGUAUUUCUGUUGUGGGCUUACCUACUCAUUGCAUCGUUUUUGCUCUUUUAUGCGUUGGUUCUUCUGGUUUUAGCUUCCUUUCAACGCCGCGAUGUGAUGUCCUUUGGCUUUGCCUCCUACUAUGGCAACCACAUGGUGCUGCAAAAGUCUCCGGAGAGAGCGAUUCUGUGGGGUUAUGGCAACCCUGAAGGUGCCCAAGUCACAGUCUACUUGUCAGGACCACUGAAAUACAACAGCUCACCAGUCACUGUGGAGAACGGCACCUGGCGAGUCACCCUGGACCCCAUCGAGGCUGGCGGUCCCUACAAUGUGACUGCAACUCUUCAGAACAGUUCAGCCACUCUGACGGAUGUCCUGUUCGGCGACAUUUGGCUUUGUGGUGGCCAGAGCAACAUGUACUUUAAAACAUCUCAGAUUUUCAACGCAUCUGAGGAACUCUCUCUCGCAUCCAAGUAUCCUCACGUGAGGCCUUUUAUGGUUGCCUUGAAGACGAGUGACACCGAGCUGACCGAUCUGAAUGGAGUGACGCUUCCAUGGUCUGUCCCGACAGCAAGUUGUGUGUCGCAGUUCUCUGCCGUGUGUUGGCUCUUUGGACGUUACAUGUACGAGAAACUGAAGUACCCAAUAGGACUGGUGGAGUCCUGUUGGGGGGGCACGCCCGUCGAAGCCUGGUCAUCUUCAAGAGCGCUUCAGCAAUGUGGGCUGGACCAGACUAAAAAGUACCGCUCACCAACUGACAACUCUGUCCUGUGGAAUGCGAUGAUCCACCCACUGCUUAACAUGACACUCAAAGGAGCUCUGUGGUACCAAGGGGAAAGAAAUACUUAUUAUCAUCAAAACAAGUACAACUGCUCUUUCCCUGCCAUGAUUGAUGAUUGGAGGAUGGCAUUUCACCUGGGCUCAGGCGGGCAAACUGCUAUGGACUUUCCCUUUGGAUUUGUCCAGCUGUCCACCAACAUAAAAGGCUCCAAGGAUGAUGGCUUUCCAAACAUCCGCUGGCACCAGACAGCCGACAAAGGCUUUGUUCCCAACUCUCGUCUGCAAAGGACCUUCAUGGCCGUGGCUUUGGAUUUACCAGAUGAGACCUCACCGUACGGCAGCAUCCACCCUCGUGACAAGCAGGACGUAGCAUACAGACUGACACUUGGAGCACGAGCGGUGGCCUACAACGAGACGGAUGUGGCCUUCCUUGGCCCUUUCCCGAAACAAAUCCUGUCCACUGCGAUGCAUGUCAACAUCACCUACGAUCAAGCUGUCGCUGUCAAGUCAUCUAAGGACGUCUUUGAGAUCUGCUGCUCGCAGUCACAGAGUCCAUGCGGGCCCAAGUCCCUCUGGGUUCCAGCUCCCAUCAUCCAGUGGGCUGCCACCACCGUCCAGCUAGCAGCCGGCGUCUGUCAAGCCACGGCUGAAGUCGCAGCUCUGCGAUACGCGUGGAAAGACUGGCCGUGUGAUUUUAAAGCAUGUCCCGUUUACGGCGCAAACACUGCAUUACCUGCACCCCCUUUCAUUUUCAAUCGCUAUCAAGCUAAUAACUAUUCUUUUUGGAAAUCAUUUUUGGGGGGUGAAUCUCUCUGAAUUAUUCGUUGUUGAGAUGCACUGGAGUUUGUAUAAAAUUCUUGCUAUUUUUAGAAAACCGCUGACGAAUUGCUCUGCUCCCAAGACUAUAUGAUGGCCAGAUGUUUUUAUUUAAAUGAACACUUUCGCAGACAAAUCACUGUUUCUCAUUCACAGAAUUUGAACAAAUAAAAAGAUUUCAGCAUCUUGAA